AUGUCGUGGUCGGACGCGGACGCGGCCUUGUUCGCGGCCGUCCUAGGGCAGGACGCCGCGCACCACCUGGCUACCACGACGCAGCACCUCCACGAGACGGUGUCGUCGCCGGCCGAGCUCCAGGCGCGCUGCGCGCGCCUUCAAGACUUCGUCGAGCGGGGAGGAACCUGGACGUACGGUAUCUACUGGCAGGAGUCCCACGCCGGCGCCGGAACCCGUCCCGUCCUCGUCUGGGGUGACGGGCACUGCCGCGAUGCCGCCCCGCCGGACGCCGACCCUGCCGCCGCGGGCGCGCCCGAGGAAGCCGGCGCGGUGUACAAGAACCUGGCGCGCAAGCGCGUCCUGCUGCGGCUGCACGUGCUGUACGGCGGAGGGGAGGAGGACGACGACGCGCUCCGGCUGGACCGUGUCACUGGCGCCGAGAUGUACUUCCUCGCGUCCAUGUACUUCUCCUUCCCCGAGGACGGCGGCGGGCCGGGCCGUGCGAUGGCCUCCGGCCGCUACGCCUGGGUCUCCGUGGAUCCCCGGCGCCUACCCGGCUCCGCGCCCGCACCCGGGUGGUACGUCCGUGCUUCCCUCGCCCAGUCCGCCGGCCUCCGCACCGUCGUCUUCGUCCCGUGCAAGGGCGGCGUGUUCGAGCUCGGUUCCGUCGUGGACAUCCGCGAGAACCCCGACGUCGUGCGCGCCAUCCAAUCUGCCUUCCGCGUCAAGGCCGCAUCGUCAGACGAUCACUUGAGGAUCUUCGGAAAGGACCUCUCCCGCAGCGCCUCAAUGCCGUCGGUGAGAACCACGGGAUGCGAGGACACAUGCGCGCUGCGGCUCGGCGGGCAAGCCAUGGUGGAGGAGGCUCCGAAGGGCAUGAACUUCACCAAACCGGGCGUUGACGAGCGGAGACGGCUGAAGCGGGAGCGCAAGACACCGGAGGCGCCGCUGAACCAACAAGACGCGGAGCAGCAGCGGCGGCGGCGUGAUGAGCUCAACAAGCGGCUCUACGCGCUGCGCGCGGUGGUGCCCAAGGUCUCCAGGAUGGACAACUUCUCGCUGCUCAGCAACGCCGUCGCCUACAUCCAGGAGCUGGAGGCCCGUCUCAGGGGCGGCGGGGCGGGGCCGGCGCCGGCGCGGCAGUCCGUAGAGGUGAAGGCAAUGCAGGACAAGGUGGUGCUGCGCGUGACCACCCCCUUGGACGCGCACCCCAUCUCCGGGGCGUACAACGCUAUAAGGGACUCCCAGCUCAGCGUCGUGGCGGCGGACAUGGUGGUGGCGGAAGACACCGUCACCCAGACGCUCGUCGUACGGUCGGCGGGGCCUGAGCGGCUCACGGCCGACACCAUACUCGCCGCACUGUCACGUGGGAAGAUGAUGACCAAUUGA
Lolium rigidum is the source of this 1371-nucleotide messenger RNA. RefSeq names its product transcription factor ABA-INDUCIBLE bHLH-TYPE-like. The record is from RefSeq and is a predicted model, not a curated record. Lineage: Eukaryota; Viridiplantae; Streptophyta; Magnoliopsida; Poales; Poaceae. Gene Ontology annotation, biological process: regulation of DNA-templated transcription. Gene Ontology annotation, molecular function: DNA-binding transcription factor activity; transcription cis-regulatory region binding; protein dimerization activity. The coding region runs from base 1 to 1371 and encodes 456 amino acids. The transcript has a single exon. Gene Ontology annotation, cellular component: nucleus.